Ceraceosorus guamensis is the source of this 816-nucleotide messenger RNA. RefSeq lists its product as hypothetical. NCBI's taxonomy places the organism in Eukaryota, Fungi, Basidiomycota, Exobasidiomycetes, Ceraceosorales, Ceraceosoraceae. Bases 1 to 816 code for a protein of 271 amino acids. The record is from RefSeq and is a predicted model, not a curated record. The transcript is spliced from 2 exons.
AUGGCUCAACCUUCUCGUGUACACUACUACGCAUCUCGCAUCGCUCCGUUUGUUCUCCUCACAGCAUGCACCUCUGCCGCACUCAACACGACUACUCUUCGCAAACAUCGAGCAGCCGAUCGAAAGCUGCACGAAGUUCAAGUCAGAUUUCUUCGAGAUCUCCUAGACGACGUCGAAGAUGGUGGAAUCCGCGCGUCCGACAUUGCUGCAUAUGGUUACGGCACUAUGAGCACAUCAACAGCUAGCACUAGGCGCAGCAACGAACGAGCGUACGAAACAGACUUGAAGAAGUCAUAUGUUGCUCGAUCCAUCUCUCUGGAUCCCUCGCAGCUCUCCUUGCCUGGCAUACCCAGCACCUCUUCCGUGUCCUCUCUCUCAACACACGAACUGAGCUGGAGUCAUAUCAUCUUUGGCGAACGAGGCGUGGGGGCUAUAAGGGAAGGGAUCCACAAAGCUACGGGCAAGAUCAGAGAGGAGUUUAGCUUCGGAGGGGCUCGGAAGAAUGGGGAGGCCGGUCAGGUCGACCGGGCUGCUACGGCCAGAGAGGAGCAGGAGGAGUGGAACAGAGAGAUCCUCUCCGAUCCUUCAACUAGCGGCACUCCAAUUCCAUCACGUUCUCAACCCCUCGGCGCGAGCGCGUCUGACGCAACACAUCGCAUACCCCAGCGAGGCAUCUCAACGGGAUCAGACGAGCACAGGAAAUCGGGCCAAGCAGCGAACAAGUCGCCGAGCAGGGAUGGGAGAGAAGCGGAAUCUCUAUCGGGGGAGGCGGAAUUGGAGGCGGAGAGCGCUUCCCGGCCGAGGACGUUCUAUUGA